This is a messenger RNA of Mucor mucedo, 1226 nucleotides long. Its product is annotated as cysteine synthase. Lineage: Eukaryota; Fungi; Mucoromycota; Mucoromycetes; Mucorales; Mucoraceae. Gene Ontology annotation, molecular function: cysteine synthase activity. Gene Ontology annotation, cellular component: cytoplasm. The coding region runs from base 74 to 1159 and encodes 361 amino acids. The transcript is spliced from 6 exons. The record is from RefSeq and is a predicted model, not a curated record.
CCCGGUUUUCUCACAACCCAUUUACUCUUUUUUUUUUCUUUACUUCCUAAACUUUUCUUUGUUGCAGUUGGAAAUGAACCCUUUACGUAUUCUUGCCCGUCGUGCAUAUUCAACCAUUCAUACUACCGGUCGUCCUGGAAUUACAAAUGGCUUCAUUGGUGCCAUUGGUAACACUCCUCUUAUUCGUUUAAACAGACUCAGUGACGAAACUGGCUCUGAAAUCUUAGCUAAAGCUGAAUUUAUGAAUCCCGGUGGUUCAGUAAAGGAUCGUGCUGCUUUAUUUGUUGUAAAGGAUGCCGAAGAAAAAGGAUUAAUUAAGCCCGGAGGAACUGUUGUUGAGGGUACUGCAGGUAACACUGGUAUUGGUUUGGCUCAUGUCUGUCGUGCCAAGGGUUACAAGUGUGUCAUUUACAUGCCUAACACUCAGUCUCAAGAAAAGAUUGAUUUAUUACGUAUGCUCGGUGCUGAAGUUCACCCUGUUCCCGCUGUUGCUUUUGAUAACCCAGAAAACUAUAAUCAUCAAGCUAAGCGUCAUGCUGAUUCCCUCGAUAAUGCUGUUUGGACUAAUCAAUUCGAUAAUACCGCCAAUCGUCGUGCUCAUAUUGAGACCACUGGACCCGAGAUUUAUGCUCAAACUAAUGGUGAGGUAGAUGGAUUUGUCUGUGCCACUGGAACCGGUGGAACCCUUGCUGGUACCGCUCGUUACCUUAAGGAUAUGAAGGGAGAUAAUGUCAAGAUCUUUUUGGCUGAUCCUCCUGGAUCUGUUCUUCACAGUUAUUUCACAAGUGGCCACAAAUUAUUUGAGCGUAGUGGAUCUUCCAUUACCGAGGGUAUCGGUCAAGGUCGUAUCACUGAUAAUUUGGCUCCUGAUGUUGAUAUUAUUGAUGGAUCACUAACCAUUCAAGAUGAGGACACUAUCAAGAUGCUUUACCGUUUAUUGGAUGAAGAGGGUAUUUAUCUCGGUGCUUCUUCUGCUCUUAAUGUUGUAGCCGCUGUUGAAAUGGCUAAGCAACUUGGAAAAGGUAAAAAGAUUGUUACAAUUUUGUGCGACGGAGCCUACAGAUAUCAAUCCCGUCUCUUCAGUCGUAAAUGGUUAGAAUCCAAAAACUUGUCUUCUGCAAUUCCUGAGCACUUGCAAAAAUAUGUUGUUUUACCAUAGAAAUAGAUCUUAGACAUAACUAAUAAUAAUAAAAUCAGUACAGGUCGAUCUCUUGUCUCAUUGAUUA